AUGAUUAUAAAUUUAUUCCUAUUUGUAUCAAUUUGUUUCAUAACUCACGGUUAUAAAAUUGAGUGGGAUAACUCUGUUAAUGAUAUAGACUUUAAUAGUAUUGAUGAUGUAUUUCUUGGUAGGAUUGACAAACUUAAUUUACCCAAUAGUUUUUUCAUUUAUCCUGGAACUAAAUGGUGUGGAGCUGGCAACAUAGCCGUUAAUGAAAGUGAUCUUGGUACUGAAAAAGAAACUGACAAAUGUUGUAGACAACAUGAUCUAUGUCCGGAUAUUAUCGAAGGAUAUCAAACAAAAUAUAACUUGACAAAUCCCAAUUUUUAUACGCGGUUAAAUUGUGAUUGUGAUGUAACGUUUUAUGAUUGUUUAAAGUCUGUGAAAAGGGAUUCGGCACAACAAAUAGGGCACAUAUAUUUCACGGUUUUAGGAACACAGUGCUUUAAAAACGAAUAUCCAAUCAUUGGUUGUCAAAAAUACACUUAUUUUCCUAAGAAAAAAUGCGUCCAAUACGAAAUAGACGAUACAAAGGAUAAGCAAUAUCAAUGGUUUGAUCUUCAAAAUUUUUGAAACUGC
Molecule: messenger RNA, 570 nt
Organism: Diorhabda sublineata
Lineage: Eukaryota; Metazoa; Arthropoda; Insecta; Coleoptera; Chrysomelidae
Product: phospholipase A2-like
Exons: 4
Coding region: 1-564 (187 amino acids)
Biological process (GO): phospholipid metabolic process; arachidonate secretion
Source: RefSeq, a predicted model, not a curated record